Molecule: messenger RNA, 6939 nt
Organism: Rhincodon typus (whale shark)
Lineage: Eukaryota; Metazoa; Chordata; Chondrichthyes; Orectolobiformes; Rhincodontidae
Gene: mis18bp1
Product: MIS18 binding protein 1
Exons: 17
Coding region: 31-4404 (1457 amino acids)
Source: RefSeq, a predicted model, not a curated record
GCCGAAGAGCCAACGUCCAAUCGGGUGCCGAUGCCUUGGAUUCGAAAAUUCCUAACGAUUUUUUUCGGUUUGAAAUGGUUGUUGCGAGAGGCACGGUCGUGUGGUAUGGUGUCUGUUACUCCAUGCAAGAAGACCAUUUUCAACAACACUGAAAUGGACAGAGAACAGAAAACAGCCUGGAAAUCAGUACCUCUUCAUCAGAUUCCAAACGGUACCCCAUUAAAAGAGUUACAUAAACUUCCAUGUGUUUCAGCAAGUAUCCAACAAAAGAAUACCAACCUGAAACCUCCAGACACAUUCCCUAUAAUCUCAUUAAAAGCUAAGAAAAAUCAUCAAGUAACUCGUCAACUUCAAUCCACAGUCCUGGAAAAUGAGGGAAUGUUUCAUGUAAUUCCUCCUGAUACACUUUUUGAAUCAAAAUCUAUUGUGGAAUUAAACCAGAGUUACGUCAAAUCUCAUUUAAAUCCGAUUGGAUCUACAUUGAUCAAACAAAUAGUCUCUGAGAGUCCUGCCAAAAUGUUCCAAAAAAUGAAAGACAAACUUCACUGUGAUCAUCUUCAGAUAACUGAAAAUCACCAUCUUCAAACCCCCCCAAAAAAAUCUUUUGGUUUGAAUGGGGCUGUUGCAUCUGUGAAUGGACGUGUAAUAGAAAACACAUUUUCAGUCCCAACUCUGCCAGUUGGUUGCCAGUCUUCACCAAAGAAGGACCAUGCUCCUGUGAUGCAACAAUCCCCAGCCAAAAUCUUUUUACAAAUGAAACAAGGCAAUCAGUGUGCAUCAUUGGCUUCAGUUAAACUUUCAGAGUAUAAAGUGGGAUUCCUGCACAGUAAUCAACAUGGAGCAACGUUUUCAAUAUCAAGCAUGUCAAAUAAACAGCCCACAGAAAGUAUAGAAGCUCCGCAGAAGAGCACAAGGAUAUCAAGUGUUGAUAACACUGUCAAAAAAACUGAAAAUUGGAAUGCUACUUAUUUGAAAGAGGAUACUGAUAAUGGCAAUGAGGGAGACAAUGAAAUGUCUCAGGAUGUGGGACUAAACUCAGUUUCUACUGACAACCAGACCAACUGUAAAAGAAGUGCAAUCCAGGACUUCACAGAUGUGAGAGCUUCCUCCUUGCAAAAGAUUGUCCAUCCAGAUAGUGAAAAAAUGCAAACAAGGUCGAAGCAUUCCGAAAAAGAAAAUAAUGAUAUUCAAGAGUGUAAGAAUUUAUGUAACAUCUUGCUGACAUCACCAAAAAUCAAUAUACCAAGAAGACAAGAAGUAGCAGAAUCAAAACCUGAGGAUGUUGAUGGUCUGAAAACUAAAACGGAGAAAAGGAUUACUCUCACCAAAUGGAUCAUCCAACAGAUAAAAGGCAGCAAUGAGAUUUGUGUAGAAGGAAAAAGAGAUACUGAUGGAGUAUACUGGCAUAGUAAUGUAAUUGCUGAACGAAUUAAACAAACGGAAGUGAAAUCUAUCACUGGUUCAAUUUAUGUUCUGAAAGGACCAUUGGAUUAUGUUGCAAUGAAGAACCAAGGAUUCUCUAAUUCCAUUUUAAAACACUUCUUUUUGGGUUUUCCAUUGGAUUGGAAGGAGUAUGUUGAAGAAUUCUUUAAAAGGAGGGAAAAAGGUUGUCAUUCAAACACAAGAGGGACUAAAGAUGCCAGUAUUCAAAAGUUGCCUUCAGUGAAAUCCAGAAAUUUACAAGAUGAUGCAGUCUUAUCACAUGAUAUAGCUAAGACUCAAUUGACAGCAAAGAAAAAGCGAACAAAAGAGUCAAAAAUUGAUAAUGAGAUUACAAUUUCCACUGAAACAUCAAUACAAAGAUGUACACUGACCAGCCGUAGUGGUCGUUGCAUUAAAGCACCAUUGGAGUACUGGAGGGGACAACGAUUAGUUAUUGAUAAUACAUUGAACGUUACUAUCAAUGAGGGUGGAACCGAUUACUUGAAUACCAGUGCUCAAAACAAUGUAGAGAAAACAAAUGUUAGAGAUGGAAAUUAUUUGAGGACCUCAAAUCAACAGAGAAAACGAAAAUCAUCAACAGAAGACCUGAAUAAAAAGCGAAAGAGAUAUCCAGUUCUGAAGAUGGAAAGAGGGUCCAAACACAGAAAAAAGGGAAGUGAAAAGUCUAACAACCAACCGGUGAAAUGUAUUACAAGAAAUCAAACACGCAAACAGUUGUCAAGAGAGGCUGCUUCAAGCACAGGUGGAAGUUCAUUGAAUACAACAACAGGAAAACCUACUGAUAGAAAAUAUGGUGACCUAAACCCAACUGUUGUUAUGACUCCAAUUUGUGAUCCUCGUGCAUUAAGCAACAAAACAGUAAAAUUAAAUGAAUUAUACGAUGCUAAUAUGAAAAGAAAGAAAGGAAAGACUUUGGCCAUUGUGAAAAUGGUCAAUCCAGCGGAAAUAGAGGAUACGAGUGACAGUGAUAUUUUUGAAAACAAGUCAAAUCGGAGAUGCAGGAAAGCGAAACACCCUUAUGAGUUAAGAAAUAGAAGAAUAAAGUCAAGUGGUUUGUCAGAUAAUGCUGAAAGCAAAAGAAACAAAGAAAGAAAUAUGUAUGUAGCAGAAGUAAGCAAUUCAUCUGCAAUAGAGGAUACAAAUGAUACUGAUAAUUUGGAAGACAAAUCUAAUUGGAAACCCAUGAAAGUGAAACAGCAUGACUCUUACAAAUUAAGAAAAAGAACAAUAAAAUCAAGUGGUUUGUUAGGUAAUGCUGAAAGCAAAAGGAACAAAGAAAGAAAUAUGUCUGUUGCAGAAAUGAGUAGUUUAUCUGAAAUAAAAGAUACAAAUGACAAUGACAAUUUUGAGGACCAGUCUGAUGGACCCACAGAAUUGAAACAUUCUUCACCGUCAAUCAAAAAACUUGUUGAAUCAAGACAAUCAGAAGAUGAAAGUUUGGAGACUAGUGAGAGUGUCAAGAUUAAGAUUAAAAGGAAAGUGAGAAGUGCAAACGACAAAAGGUGUAUCAGUAAACGAAAUCAAAUAGCAGUAAAUAAGCAUAUAAUUUCAACUACGUGCAAUUCUGAAUGUACUAAUAGCAUAGAACCCCAGUCUGAAACACCCUUAGUUCAGCUUAAACAUGUCUCUCCAAUGAUUACUAAAGAUUGUAUUUUGUCUGAGACAUUGACAUCAUCCAGCUCUAUUCCAAUCAACAAGGAGAUCAGAAAAAAUAAUACUGAGGAACUUAGUUCAGAUAACUUCUGUAGUCCUAGAAGACAGAAAGUCACUCGUGUUCAAAAGUUUCAAACCCCCUUUCGUCCAAAAACUGACAGGCAGAAGAAAGGAUUACAUAAUGGCUAUGCCGAUGUGACUACUACAACUCGAUCAAAAUACUCUUCAAAACUAAAUGCCAAGGUUCAAAAAUCUCUUUCACAUCCAAUAAAGGAAUCAGAAUUAAGUCACCAUAAUGUUGGAACCAGUGCAUUAAAGUGCAACCAACACUCUUCACAAAGAGAAACUAAGAAUCAAUUCAAUAGAUUCUUGUCAUCAGAUGUUUCAGAAACUGAAAUAAAUAAGACUGAUGUUAUUGUAAAAGAAAAAACAAAACUUCCAAAUAAAAAGACUGUACCUAGAAAAUUAUUGGCUACAGACGUUCACCCUGAAUCAAAUUCUAGGUCUAAUCAGAAAAAGCAAGCAAAACAGUUCAUAGCCUUGCACUCUCUUGAUAGUGAAACAGAACUCUGGACCAAGAAAGAACUACGUUGCCUACACAGAACUGUUUCAGCAUUACCAAAAAAUAAGCAUGGUUUCUGGGAAGAGGUUGCUGCAUCUGUUGGAACACAUUCUGCUGAGGCUUGCCAGCAAAAGUACCUAUCUGACCAUCAACUGAAAUUGUCCAAAAGGCCUAAUGUAAAGCAAAAGAAAAAUUCUACCAGUAAUAAAAAUAAGCAAGAAGAGCCUGUGAAAAUUAUUGCUCGUGUUGGAACACUGAAGAGAAAACAACAAGUAAGGUCCUUCCUGGAACAUUUGCCAAAGGAAGACCAUGAAGACCUUUUCAGUGAUACAGUAUUCCAGCAAAAACAAAUAAAGCUUCCCAGCUUUCCAAGCAGUCAAGAGGACGAUGAUGAUGACGACUUCAUGCUUCAGACAAAUCCAACUACUCCAACUUCAGUAAUCUUUCCUUUAGCAAAAACGCCACAGUGGAAUCACAUCAGUCCUCGCAUGUUGGGACCUACUAAUAGUGCUAAUAAUGAUAAAUAUGUUUUUCAACUGCAAAAAAAAUGCAAGAUGAAGAAUUGGUCCAAAGUCUCUAAAAGAUCGAAACCUGAACUUUGUAUGUCACCAACUAGAUCAAAAUCACCACAUUUAAUCGAAGGUGCACAGAAAUCUAACAUAGGAAAAAUAUUCAAGAAUAGAGAAGAUGCUCAAUCAGAUGAUGACACAGAGGAUGAAGAUUACUAUUUUUCAGUUACUGAAUAGCUUUUAAUUUAUAAUAAAACUAAACUUCCUGAAAUUGAAGUACUUAAUUUGCAUCUAUAAAGACUGAACAGUCUUGGUGAAUUUGGAUGCUGGAAUUACAUUUGUCAUCCAGUUAAAUAUUUUAAACGUUCAGGUUGUUUUUGUUAAUGGUUUUAAAUGCAUGGAAAAUGUACAUACAUGUAUAAAAUAUAUACAGCAAGUUUUUAAGUGUUUUGUAAUGAGUUUAUAUUAUAAAUGAAAUGAUAUUGAUUCCGAUUUAAACUUGACAGUUCCUCAGCCUGUGUUUAAUUCCUGUUGUCUACAGUGAUGAUUUUUAGUUUAUUGCCUGAGCAUUUUAUAAAUGUGCUUGCACUUUUCAUGCUGUGUGAGAAAAUGGAGGCCUCUAAACAUUAUGAUGCAUUAUAUGAUGAGUAAUUGCUUUACAAUAUAUACAAGUUUUACAGCUUGAUCCUUUUUUUUCACAUUUAAAAGGAGAGAAACAUUUUGGGCAAUAUUCUAAAAGCAAUUCUCUUGAUUAUGAAAGGGGGAAAUUAGCCAGGCCAUUCACUCCUGUUCUUAACCCAGUGACUCCACAAGAGUGCAGAUUAUGGAGGAAUUGUGUUAUGGAUGCUAGUGGAGGAUAUAGUCAGAUUUAAUGCCCAUGUGGAAAAAGUUGUCUGCCGACAUACUUCACACCCACUCGCCAUGCUGCUAGGUUUUGGGUAAAUUAAAAGCACAACAGCAUGUUGCAGAAACAGUUUGCAUUUCUUCUAAGAGCAGCCUGAACCCAUUUCCAAAAAGAAAGCAACAAGUAUCACAUUUAACUAAUGCAACCAGUUGAGUUGAGGAUGCACUAAUUUUUUUUUAAAUUCCAUAUUCAUUCUUAAUGGGAAAAAUAAGUCAUUAAAUUAUAAAGUUUUCAUUUGUUUAAUAAUUUUUAUCCAGUGUCUCUUUAUAUAAAAGUUACAAUUAACUGAACACUUCAAGGAGGAUGUUAACUGAGACAUAAAUUCCUUACUAAUUCCUGCAAAUUAAAAUGGAAGCAGUUGGUGAGGUGGUUACUAAAAUGAUUUACUGGUUAAGAAAUUUAAACAGGCUGCACUUUGCAUAACAUCUAUUAACAGUGCCCAAUAUGAUUUUAAAAUGUCACAAGCCCUAAACAUUGUGAACCACUAUGGUAGAGCAUGAGAUAAGUACUUUUCCACUCACUCAGUUUAUUUCAUUUUACUUUCACAGCAGCACCAAACAAUUGGUAUAUGAAUGUUCAUAAGAUGACUGCUGUUGUGCCUUCCCCGAUCAGUUCCUGACUGGGAUUAAAGGUGAUUGAGUCUAUCCUUGCCAGUAAGCAUAGCUAGAUGUAGGAAAGGGAGAGGGUUUUGAUUAUUUUUUAAAAUAUUAUGAAUAAAGAAUGUCAUAAAUUUCUCAAGGCUAGUUGUAUAUAGUUCAUCUGGCCAUACAGAUUUGCCUCCAAUAGUUAAUUUCGAUAAUCCAAAUUCACAAUAAAGCAGUUCAAAUUAAUUUUUAAAAAGGUCUUGUAUUUAGGUUUUGCUAAGCUCCACAUUAAAAUACACAAAUUAAGAUUAUUUACAUUUUGCAGCUAGACUUUAAAGUAGUGUAUGUAAAUUUCACCUGCCAAUGUAAGUACAUUUCCUGCAUAUUAGGCAGUCUGAACUCGCUUGUCUAAUCAAGCUUGUUCAAUCCAGAGUCCGCGUAUAAAAAUGUGCAACUUAAUUGACUUGACAACACAUUCAAAAUACACAUGCUGGCCUGGGAUUGACUGAUGCCUCCAAAGGGAGCAGAGAAAAUAUCUGUUGAAUAGAAUUGCAGAUUAGAAAUAGAAAUGUUACUACAUCUUUUUCCACCUUGGAUAAUAAAUGAGAAACUAAUAUUACUUUAGAGAGCUGGUUAUGGGAAUGCGUAAUCAAAUAGUCAUAUCAUGAUGAAGCAUCUGAAUUUUUAAAAUAGGCAUUCAUCUCAGUUUUAUUUAAUUUCAAGCAGUUAGGAUUUAAGAUUUUCUUUUUAUGUAAAUAUAAGUGACAAGAAUCUCUUAACCACAUGCACCAGGUUCCUAAUCACAAAUUAAAUAAAUAUUUUCUUCUGACAGCAGCUUUUUUGAAAUGUUAGUUAACAUUCUGUACUUUCUAACUUCCGUGUGAGCUGAUGACUGGUCUGAGAGAAAUGUGCAGAAGAAAUGUCAAUUAGUGCAGGCCCUUAUUCCAAUCUCAACCAAGAUAUGAAGACUUGACAUUUAAUUGCUUAAUAACUGCAGAAAAAAAAUGGCUCUGCAUGGAAGUUGUUUCAUAACUUUGAUGGUUCCAACUGCUAGUUUUAAGUUCUGACCAUACCCCCAUAGCUAUCAUCUCAUCUCGAAAGACUUAGAAAACUUAAAAAUUCUUCUGAUUGGUCAGAAGGGAUGGUCACAUUUCAAGCACCUGUUUGAAAAGUCAACUUUCUCUAAGGGAUCUAUUAGCCCAAACAGAUUGUUCUUAAAAAUACUGUUUUUAAUAGAUUUCCUGUAUCUUUGUGUAUUUCUGUAAAUAAAUGUAGAGCAAAGUA